Messenger RNA from Castor canadensis (American beaver), 4071 nucleotides. RefSeq names its product SAYSVFN motif domain containing 1 (gene Saysd1). The record is from RefSeq and is a predicted model, not a curated record. Lineage: Eukaryota; Metazoa; Chordata; Mammalia; Rodentia; Castoridae.
GCGGGCGCGCGCCCCGGGAGCGCGGGGAGCUAGGCGCGCGCCAUGGAAGAGCGGUUAGCCGAGUUCCGGGCGGCCCGCAAACGGGCUGGACUGGACGCCCAGUCCAGCACUUCAAGCCAGAGAGCACAAGUUUCGGGAGAGAAGGCGGAAGCAGGGGAGACUCCAAAGGCCAACCCAGGCUGGCUAAGACGGUUCCUGGAGUGGAAACCGAGGCCCGUGAAUGACCGGGCCGGGCCCAGCCUCGCUCAGGGAGCCACUCAGCCUGGGAGCAGCGCAUCACAGACCACGGGGACCACAGGGAGCACAGCCAUUCUUCCACCUUCAUCCUGUGGCCAGUCUUUCCUGAUCAACACCACCUUCUUGAAAGUUCUUCUCUGGUUGGUCCUGCUAGGACUGUUUGUGGAACUGGAAUUUGGCCUGGCUUAUUUUGUCCUGUCUUUGUUCUACUGGAUGUAUGUAGGAAUGCGAGGCCCUGAGGAGAAGAAGAAGGGAGAGAAGAGCGCCUACUCUGUGUUCAACCCAGGCUGUGAGGCCAUCCAGGGCACCCUGACUGCAGAGCAGUUGGAGCGCGAGUUACAGCUUAGGCCCAUGGAGGGGAGGUAGGACUGCGCUCAUUUGUAACGCAGCCCACCCUCAGCCUGUCCUCCUCGCCCUUGAGCGUGGACUUGACUUCAGGUACACAGAACUAAGGACCACUUACAGGCUGGCUCUGUGACCGCGGGGUUCUCCUCCCCUUUUUCCCUGAUCUGCUGCAGUUUCAUCUUUGGUGUUCUCUUUGGCUUUGGUGAAAUUCUCUAAAAGACACUCACUGUGGGGCUGACAGGACUUUAAAAAGUUACUGCUCAAGAAAGGAGGUCUCUGUGCCUUAUUUGAGAGCGAUUUUAGAUGGCUAGGGAGGCACUGGUAGAUUCUCUGUCUAAAAUUCCCACCCAUUUGAAGAAUGAUCAGGUACAUCAGGGCUGUGUAUUAAAUGUGAAUGUUCUCCUUAAGUCUUUUGAUAUUGAUAGUAUUUUUUUCCUGAAAAGUUUAAGUUGUAAGUUUUGAUGGGGAUGGGGGUUAUUUGUUUUUGUUUGCUUUCUGCUUUGAUUCUUGCUUUUUCAGUCACUAAUGAUAUUGGAGUAAAAAAGAUUUUUAUUUUUAUUUUUUUAUACAAUCACCCAUGGUAAAAUGUCUUUUAAACAUCUCCCUUUUAGAAACUGUCUGUCACUCACUGCCAUUACCUUCCGUUCUCCUAUGGAUUCUGUCCCCAGUUGGUAAAGGAAAAUGAGACAAAGUCCUUUGUGACAGGACAGUCAACACUGGAGAUCUGAUAAAUGGUUAUUGAUGAUAAAUUCAGCAAGAGAAGUUCUGAAUGUGUACAGGGAAGGGCUGAGAGUAGAAGUGCAGACUCACUGGGUGAGUGGGUUUUUUCCUACUUUCUAAGGGCUAUAGUCAGCCAUCCUUCACUUGUAGGCUUUAGGGAGAAAUCAUGUAGGCAGGGACCAUCAGGCCUGAUUUCAGUGAUGCCUCUUAUUCCUGUGUAAUGUUGGAGUUUGGAUUCAUUGAAAUCGGGCAACACAAACCCUCACAUAUUUUUCUAUGGAUCAUACUGAUGAGUAAAAAGACUAGUUUUAAAGCAAUAUUUUGUCUAAACUUUUUAUAUUAUGAAAGUCACUCUAAAGUUUAUAAAACAUUGUUAAGAAAUAGAGGUCUGUGGAUAAUUUUUUUGGCCUGGUUUACCAAUUAAAGCAAAUUCUUAGUUUAAUUAUCUCUUAUUUAUUGCAUGCCAACCCCUCACUAGGCACUUGGGAUGUGAUAAUGUGAUAAUGAAGAAACCAGACAUAUUGCUGGUUGUUGGAGCAGACAGUCUAGCUGGAAGUGGGGUGAUAGUUCCAUCCUAUGGCUGAGGAGCCCUGUGUGCCUCAGCCCAGUUGAACAUUCGUCCAGCCCUUUGCUGAUUGAAAGUCUUGUUGACUCUCUUUGUCACCCAGGUGAGCAGAGGUCCCUCUAGCUCACAGAGAAGUCUUUUCUCUAAGAAUAUCUGUUUGAACCCAGCCUGUAAGAAGUAUGGGAAACAGAUGAAUCCCUAUGAAACAAGAAAGUUCUGAUUGGAUUUAAGAUGUGAUUUUGUUUUAUGAUUUAUUUUAAGUAUUUAUUGUUUUGAUAUUUUACUUUGGCCUCUCUGUUUCUUAAAAGCCCAGUACAAGGGAGAAAUCUCUCUAAGUGAAGCUCUACUUCAAUGCCAGACCAAUAACCAUGGUCAUAGGAGAAAAUUUAGAUUUUAAAAUUGUACAAUUCAAGUUUUCCCCUAGAAUAAAUGUAACACUCCAUUAUGGGGUUUGAUCCAUUUGAUUAUCCCAAUAAGUUAGGGAUUUCUCUUAAUCAUACAGGAGACCCAACUUACAAGGGACCUCACUAGCAUUCUUUGAAAAUGUGCCUGUUUAGAAUGGGGUGGAGACCAGAUUGCCUUAAGCACAUCUUCCCAAAGAGGUGAUAUGGCAUAGCCUUCUAGGAAAAGGGGAGUGUGAACCUAUUACAUGCCUGGAAGGAAGAAGAGAGGACAGUGUGUAUUUGUUGUUCUCAUCAGACCAUUAAGCUUUAGGUGCAGUCUCGAUUCCAAAUUUAGGUCUGUUGAUCUCAGAAUUUCCACUCAGGACCUAACCAUUAGCCUAAAGUGAGGGUUCCAUUAAAGGCUUCUUCUGUCAUCAGGGAAAGAAGUCAUGCAGUUCUGUGGGAGCUGUAGGCAUGAGAGACGUCGUUUUUCUCCAGGUCUGACCAGAAGAUUGGUUUUUGCUCUUGCUCAUGGUAUCCCAUCUUGUCUGUUCCUAGGGACUGUUAAACAAGUCUCUGGAAGGGACCCUAAAAUGACCUCACCUUGGGUAGGGCCACAUUUAGUACUGACUAAAGAUUGUUUGUUUCUAGUGAUCCCUGAAGAAGAAUCUCUCAGGAAGUUCUCUCUGGAACUUUUGUCACCCUGGGGCAUUUUUUUCUUUUUCUGAUCUCAGUUGGCUUGGAGCACCUGGAGAUCCUGGGGACCUUCCAGACUGGUAGACAACUGCUCAGGGCUGUCUUAGCCCUGUCUGUUCUUCAGGCCGAGUCACCUUAACUGUAUCUCUGGGACACAGUCAAGCUGUGCCCUUCCUUUUUUUCCUUUAUAAAAAAAUCUUACUGUUUGGUAGCCCCAGCCCCUUUUGAGGGUUUUGGGUAGGGCAGAAGCAAAUGUCCCUAUUAGUACCUGCAAUGACCUUUCUCAAAAGCUUUGGAGUUUUACCAAUGAUGACUUAGAAGUAAAUGUUUUUUUUGCUACUAGGAUUAUACUUUGACUAUAGGAGAUCCCCCACAUUUGCCUUUUGAUUGAUCUGCGUAGUAAGAUUAGGUUCAUAGCUCUAUGCUUGAAGUUAGGAAUUUACACAAUUGGACUAGCCAGUGACUUUCUGGUGGGCAAAGAGUAAAAUGUAAACUUUGUGUUUUUGGCUGUUGCCACCCACACCAGUAAAUGUUUGUCAGCGCACUGGGCUUGGUGCUGAUGAGCCCCUGCUUGGCCCAAGUGUCAGUAAGAUCCAGUUGGAUGCAGGGUGGGGCUGAGAUGCCAUAGAGCAUCUGGCCACCAGGGGGUAGCAUAGAGCUUCUGCAACACAACAUGGGUCCCUCACAUCACAGUUGGUAAUCCAUGUCACAUGGAAAACCCACUGAGAUGUGUAUCCAAACCACUUGCACUGCUUUUUCAGGCUUUAUUUUCACUUUUAAGAUUCAUAGAGGAAAGGGCUCCUCAGAGGUCCUGGGAAAGGCAUAAAAAGCUACCAGAAGUGAUUUAUUCACAUUUCAAAAUAAAACAACAGCCCCGCUCUAGAUUUAGCAGGCAAAAUUGUGGUUCCUUGCCCACAUCUGAGCUUUGAGAGGGUUGGGGGUGGAGCUGACUGGGAAUUUAUAUACCUGGCAGAGAAAAAUGGUCCUUAAAUCAAAUAAAGUGAAAUUUGAACUAAAUGCUUUGGCUUCUAUGUCACAUACUUUUAUUUUGCAACAUUGGAACAUUUGGGCUAGAUAAAGACUUGGAUCUCAUUCUCAAAAUGCUGAGAGAAAAAGCUGAGUACA